GUCACUUCCAUUCUUCACCUCUUAGUUUUAUGUUAGUUAUAAUUCACGUAGGCCGCUGUUUGUGUCCUGACAAUCUUCAACUCAUCCCAAGGACGGUUUGGACUGGUGGAAUUCGCUUACCCUAACAGAUGCCAUUUCCUUGAGCAAUUCGGUCAUUUGCUUGGUAUCCUGUCAUAUCUUUGAUUGUAGAUUGCCCCGCCUUCUUCGUCGCACGUCCACUAAUCUUUUGUGCUCUGGAAUACCGCAUUUACCACAGGACCCUAGUUAGAGUUCCCUAAUCUGUGGACGGUGCAAAAUGUCUUCUAAUGCUGGAAGUGAGGAGAAUGUUGAUCCUGGUGUUGUAAUCACCCCUAAGGUUUCCGAACCCUGGUCGGUCGAAAAAGUGUUGGCGAAGAUUCACCCUGCAGCUCCCGUCGAGGACUCCAAUUCACCAGUUCCCUUCUUCCACAUCCUCGAGCGAUUGAAGACAGGAAAACGGGAGGGAUGGCGGCGGUUCGGUAUCAAGAGAGGCGAAUCGAUCGCUGACCACAUGUAUCGCAUGUCGCUAAUGACCCUCCUGUGCCCUCCAUCGCUCGCACCUAAAGUCGAUCUUAAUAAAUGCAUGAAAAUGUGCCUAAUUCACGACAUGGCCGAGUCGAUCGUAGGAGAUAUUACACCCGUAGAUGGCGUCCCGAAACCGGAGAAAAGCCGUCGCGAGGCCGAGACGAUGGACUACAUUUCCAAGAACCUUCUGGGAAAGGUAUAUGGAGGUCUCGCGGGACAAGAGAUCCGAGCGAUUUGGCAGGAGUACGAAGACUCUGUGACAAUAGACAGCCUGUUUGUUCACGACAUAGACAAGAUGGAGCUGUUGUUGCAAAUGGUGGAGUAUGAGAAGCGGGUAGAUAAGCGGCUCGACCUUGGCGAGUUCGCAUAUGUGGCUACCAAGGUGGUGUUGCCGGAAACUCAGGAGUGGGCGAAAGAUAUCCUCAAGGAACGUGAUGAGUUCUGGGGCACGGAAUCGCACGUCCACGGCGAAGCUGGGAUGAAUGGCGGUGUGAAGGAGGCCACGUCCAAAGGCCAAGAUGCUUAUUACUCCAAAUGAGCGGUCCGGCCUGAAAGGAGGUCUGACGUAGUGAUAUGUGAAGCAUGAUACUAGUUCUGUAUCAAUACCGAAUGUUUUGGUCGAUUUUUUGCUUCAUGCCGGACAUAGAGGAUCACCACAUCGAACGGGUAGAAUGGGAUGGGAACUUCGGAAUGGUUGACAUAGAAUAGGUACGUAGAUGGAGACGAAACUUAUGGUUAUGAUUAAUAACGACAUAUUAUUAUGCAAAUUUAUUGAUGAUAAAUCUCUC
This is a messenger RNA of Annulohypoxylon maeteangense, 1331 nucleotides long. RefSeq names its product HD domain-containing protein. Gene Ontology annotation, molecular function: 5'-deoxynucleotidase activity. Gene Ontology annotation, cellular component: cytoplasm. The transcript is spliced from 3 exons. Lineage: Eukaryota; Fungi; Ascomycota; Sordariomycetes; Xylariales; Hypoxylaceae. Bases 296 to 1081 code for a protein of 261 amino acids. The record is from RefSeq and is a predicted model, not a curated record.